This is a messenger RNA of Lycium barbarum (goji berry), 900 nucleotides long. Its product is annotated as dolichol-phosphate mannose synthase subunit 3. The record is from RefSeq and is a predicted model, not a curated record. Gene Ontology annotation, cellular component: dolichol-phosphate-mannose synthase complex; endoplasmic reticulum membrane. The transcript is spliced from 4 exons. Gene Ontology annotation, biological process: GPI anchor biosynthetic process. NCBI's taxonomy places the organism in Eukaryota, Viridiplantae, Streptophyta, Magnoliopsida, Solanales, Solanaceae. Bases 201 to 500 code for a protein of 99 amino acids.
CAAAACAAAAUUUAUUGGCUUCUUUUUUCCUGUCUUAUAGAAUUACUUGGUGAUAAAAGAUUACAUUUUUAUGUACCAAAGAAAGAAAAGAUUAGAUUUUUAUCAUAUGGGUGUGAUUAGAUUAGCUAAAAUUUAAUUGGGAUUUCUCUAAAAUUUCAUGGGCUUAGAGUUAAUUGAGAACUUCAUUAAUAAACAAAAUUAUGAGAAGAAAAUAUUCAAUACCAGAUCCAAUGAAACAAAUCGUGAAGAUUUUGACGUUAUUGCUUGCAGUAACUGCUGUUUGGAUAGGCUUGUUGCAGACAUCGACAAUUCCAGAGAGCUAUACUUGGCUGUUGCCUCUAUACCUCAUCGUGUCCCUCGGUUGCUAUGGUCUGUUAAUGGUUGGCAUUGGCCUAAUGAAUUUUCCCACAUGUCCUCAAGAGGCUCUUUUCUUACAACAGGAUAUUGUUGAAGCCAAGGACUUCCUGAAGAAAAAAGGGGUAGACGUUGGUGCUGAUUGAUUGAAUCUUGUUUAAAUCGCGAUUGUGGUUGUUUAACCUGUCCAAAAACACGUUCAGUGAAGAUGAAAAGUUAGAAGUCGGAUUUCAGUAACAUGCUUCAAGUAGGAACAUAACUGUCCUAAUUUUUUGGUGCCAGUCUACGCCACACUACAGCUGACUUCCCAAGUUAUCGCUUGACUCGGACAUUUUUUUUUUUUUUAAACUAGGCUUCAAGUAGUUGAAGUUGGGAUCAAGAGAACAAGAGGCAUGGAUUUUUCUUGGCUCUGUUUUGAUUGUUUUACCAGUCUUUAAUCUUCUAUUUUAGCACUUCAUUUGAUAGUAAGGAAUAUGAAGACCUAAGUUGUUCUUUUCCUAAUCAUUUUAGUAUUUAUUUGAAAACAGAUUACAGUUUUACUCCUAA